AUGGAUGACGAUGUCACCAACUUUUUGAAAAACUGUGUGCCCUGCGCACUGAGUGAAAAAUCGCUCAGACCAGAGAAACCACCACUAUAACCAAUACCAUGGCCUAAAGAACCUUGGGAGAAGAUUCAAGUGGAUAUCUUCAGAGAACUACAAGAAGCUCUAGCUCUCCAGCAGUACCUGAUCGUUGUGACAGACCUGUACAGUAAAAGGCUUGAAGUCAUAGCCACAAGCGAUGUGACCACAGCAACUGUGAUCAAUUGA
Coregonus sp. 'balchen' is the source of this 261-nucleotide messenger RNA. The record is from the annotation of a GenBank genome assembly. Lineage: Eukaryota; Metazoa; Chordata; Actinopteri; Salmoniformes; Salmonidae.